Messenger RNA from Lithohypha guttulata, 672 nucleotides. RefSeq lists its product as uncharacterized. The transcript has 2 exons. The record is from RefSeq and is a predicted model, not a curated record. NCBI's taxonomy places the organism in Eukaryota, Fungi, Ascomycota, Eurotiomycetes, Chaetothyriales, Trichomeriaceae. Bases 1 to 672 code for a protein of 223 amino acids.
AUGACCACUCCUAGAUCACUACCGGAGCAGCCGCCGAUGACAGUUCUUACCAACCUGGACCAGAAGAGUAUUCCUCUCGCCUCCAUAACGAGCAUCGAAGCUAUAGAUCUCGACCUCAAUCCUCCGAGCGUGGUCGAAGAACACGGACAUGAAGGAAGCGUUGCUGUCAACAUCGAGAAAGCUUCCAUCUCCAAUCCACGCACCUCGUAUCCAGCCCAACCACACGAGCGGCCACCACAUUCGCCAUCCUCAUACUAUCCCUGGCUCAUAGUCUCACCCUACACCGAACCAAGCCACCAACUCAACCUCACAACACUUGACCUUCAAAACCAGCUCCUCGCCCAAACACUUGCCCUGCUCUCCACGGCAACUCCCAACUACGCAACAACCCCUUACCACAAAGCUCUCAACUGGCCCAUCGUCUUUAACAAGCUCAAACAUCUCUGCUCAGAGCAGAACCACAACUGGACCAAGACCGAAUUCUACGCCGUCGAGUUCAGAAGCAAGCUCAAAGAAGGCAUAGACGACGACUUACUGUUCAGACUCGACAAAGAGAGCCACAGAGAGGCCACUGCUAGUGGUGGAUCUUUGAAGUACUGGUUCGGGGUGCCCGACCUGGAGAGACGGAAUCUAGCGACUUGUCUCUGGCGUAGCAGAGAGGACGCCGUCUAG